This is a messenger RNA of Paramormyrops kingsleyae, 1383 nucleotides long. RefSeq names its product G1/S-specific cyclin-D2. The record is from RefSeq and is a predicted model, not a curated record. NCBI's taxonomy places the organism in Eukaryota, Metazoa, Chordata, Actinopteri, Osteoglossiformes, Mormyridae.
AUAUUUAUACACCGCGGAAAAAUUCAUAGUUGCACAAGACGUAUGGUAUUCUGGGUCUGCAUUAAUGCACUAAAUCAUAAUAUGGACGAAUAUGAAUUGGAGUUGCGAGACGUCUGAUGUGUGCGCGCGGUGUUUGGCAAACUGCUCUGCGUAAUAAGCUUACGUCACUUUUUCGGGGACCUCAUAUGAAGUCCGAGAGCGCAGAAGAAAGUUCAGAAGGGGAGGCAGGACUACCUUGGAUAGCCCUGCAGUCUCACUUAUGGUUCUAAAAAGCCUGCGCUUCCAGCUUUCGUAUUCUUUUUCCAGUUGUUGUUAUAUACUUCAAGACUGAUUGUAUUUGACAAGGAAAUAACCGAGACAAACAUGGAACUUCUUUGCCUCGAGGUGGACAAUAUCAUAAGAGCCAGUCCCGAUCCGAACCUUCUUUACGAUGACAGGGUUUUACAGAGCCUGUUAACCAUUGAGGAAAGGUUUAUACCCCAAUACUCGUAUUUUAAAUGCGUACAGAGGGACAUUCAGCCAUAUAUGAGGCGGAUGGUUGCAACUUGGAUGCUGGAGGUUUGCGAAGAGCAGAAGUGCGAAGAGGAAGUCUUUCCUUUGGCGAUGAACUACUUGGACAGAUAUUUAUCCGUGCAGGCGACGAAAAAGUGUCAUCUGCAGCUGCUGGGAGCGGUGUGCAUGUUCCUUGCGUCAAAAUUAAAAGAGACGCGUCCAUUAACCGCAGAAAAACUGUGCAUCUACACUGAUAAUUCCAUCAAAACGCAAGAGCUCCUGGAAUGGGAACUGGUAGUCCUCGGGAAGUUGAAGUGGAACCUGGCAGCAGUCACCCCCAACGACUUCAUCGAACACAUCGUCCGGAAGCUUCCGUUGCCCAAGGACAAGCUGGCGCUGGUCCGCAAGCAUGCGCAGACGUUCAUCGCCCUAUGUGCCACAGAGUUUAACUUCGCCCUCUACCCUCCGUCCAUGAUCGCCACGGGCAGCGUGGCCGCUGCCAUUUGCGGCCUGCAGCUGGACAGCGUGGACCAGGCCCUGCGGGGGGACAACCUGACGGACCAGCUAGCUAAGAUCACCAACACGGAAGUGGACUGCCUGAAGUCGUGCCAGGAGCAGAUCGAGCGGGUGCUGGUGAGCAGCCUGCGGGAGAGCCGUGUCGGCCGGAAGGGUCAGGAGGAGCAAGACCAGUCCAGCACCCCCACGGACGUCAGGGAUGUGAACCUGCAGUGAGGCCAGCAGGGGGCGCCUGGCAGGGCAGACUGACAGAAAAAACUGAGACAAAAAAAGCAAGAAAAAAAACAAAAACAAGAAAAAAAUCAGCCCCAACGGAACCAUUUUCUGUUUUGUUUUACAAAAACCUGCUCCCAUAUAUACACACAGAUAUAUACA